UUCGAUGGAAGAAGAAGCGUUGUUUGGUCAUCAAAUGCAACAACUGCCAAUUUGGGCUUGGUGAUGAUGGGAAUCUUGUGUUUUUUGAUGGAAGAAGAAGAGGUUUGGUCAUCAAAUGCAACAACUGCCACUUUGGCCAUGAACUCCACAAUUGCAGUGCUGUUAGAUACUGGAAACUGUGCUAUGGCAGAGUUUUGAUCAUCCAACUGAUACAUUCAUGCCUGGCAUGAGAUGAGACUUAGGUUGGAUAGGAAAAUUGGCUGGCAAAGCCUUCUAUACUCAUGGACAGACAAUGCAGAUCCUCAGCCAGGAAUGUUCUCCGAAGGUAUAGAUCCAGAAGGGCGUCCACGAAUUUUCAUUUGGAAGCAACAUGAUACAUAUUGGAGAAGCAGUGUGUAUGACUAUAGUUUGUCUUAUGUAGGAUAAAAAUCUCAAGAGUUUGCCUCCUACUUCACUUUCAUUGCAGAAGGUGAUGAAAUUUAUCUAACUUUCAGUGUCUCAGAAAACUUGAUUAAUAUAAGAGCCAUGUUAACUCCUAGAGGGCAAGCUGAGCUGCUGUUAUGGGAGCAAAGUAACAAUUCAUGGGUAGUUUUAUGGCAGGUUCCAUUAGUUAAAUGUGAUUUUUAUGGGUAUUGUGUUCUGUUUAGUAGCUGUGAUGAAAAUGGUUUGCAUAAAUUCUGCCGUUGUUUGGAGGGUUUUGAGCCCAAAUAUCAGAAGGAAUGGAAGCUUGGAAAUUGGACAGGAGGCUGUACCAGGAGAACGACACGGACAUGUGAUAUAGGAGAUCAGUUUUCUAAGUUAGAAAGGAUGAAAUUUCCUGAUUAUUCAGUAUCUCUGGGAAAUAUGACUACUGUUAGUCAAUGUGAAUUACAAUGUAGUAAGAACUGCACUUGCGCGGCUUAUGCUUAUACUAAUGUGAGCAGUGAAACAGUGAGCUGUAUGCAUUGGUUUGGGGAUAUCGUGGACCUAAAGGGUAAUUACAUCAAUGGCGAAGAUCUUUAUGUCCGCAAUAAUGACUCUGAUCAAGUUGGCAAUGGUAAGUUGACACAUAAAAGCAGAAGUGUCAUUGCAAUUGCAGCAGCUGCCAUCUCUACUGGAUUGCUUCUUAUUUGCAGCUUUGGCUAUGUUUUGAGGAGAUGGAUGAGAAGCCGAGGGAGGGUAGAUCGAAGUGCACAUGAGCUUGAUGCCAACUCUAAAGCAUCGGUUGAUGAUUUAAAUAAUGGAGAAUUGUUGUUGUUCAGUUUGAGAAGUAUAUUAGCUGCUACUGACAACUUUUCUGAAGCAAACAAACUUGGAGAGGGUGGGUAUGGCCCUGUUUGUAAGGGGUAUUUGCCUGAAGUGCAAGAAGUAGCCAUAAAAAAGCAAUCAAAAACAUCAUUACAAGGAACAGAAGAGUUUAUGAAUGAGUUGAAAUUUAUUGCCGAACUCCAACAUAAAAAUCUUGUCAGGCUUUUGGGUUGCUGUGUUGAACAAGAGGAAAAGAUACUGAUCUACAAGUAUAUGUGCAAUGGAAGCCUAGACAAAUUGCUAUUUUGUACACACGUUUACCUCUUUUCUGAAACUUUUGAUAAACAAUUUCUGUAAGUUUUAUAGUCUCUGAUUUUCAAUUUCCCAUCACUGAUUUUGUAUUGGUUUUCCAUUAGAUCCUUCUAAGCAAGCUAAUCUGGACUGGACUGGACUAAACGCUGCCAGAUCAUAGAAGGGAUUGCUUAAGGUCAAAUCUACCUGCACAAGUAUUCUAGAUUGAAAGUCAUUCACAGGGAUUUAAAAGCAAGCAAUAUUCUGUUGGAUGAAGCAAUGAAUCCCAAAAUUUCGGACUUUAGAACUGCAAGGAGUUUCGGAAUAAAUCAAAUUGAAGCAAAUACCAGGUGGGCCGUGGGCACAUAGUAAGAAUAGCAGAUAUUCCCAUUUGUAUGAAUUUUGAAUGAGAUAACCUUAUUUGUACUGAUGCUACCACUACUAUUUCAUCAACAUGGUUACAUGUCACCAGAAUAUGCGUUAUACGGUAAAUUUUCUAAAAAAUCAGAUGUAUUUAGGUUUAUAGUGUUAAUGUUAGAGAUCGUGAGUGGCUAGAGAAACCCUAGUUUUCAUCUCACCAAACUCUUGCUAACCCUUUUAGGAUGGGU
Molecule: messenger RNA, 2126 nt
Organism: Camellia sinensis
Lineage: Eukaryota; Viridiplantae; Streptophyta; Magnoliopsida; Ericales; Theaceae
Source: RefSeq, a predicted model, not a curated record